This is a messenger RNA of Aspergillus sclerotioniger CBS 115572, 1458 nucleotides long. Its product is annotated as glycoside hydrolase family 71 protein. The coding region runs from base 1 to 1458 and encodes 485 amino acids. The record is from RefSeq and is a predicted model, not a curated record. Gene Ontology annotation, molecular function: glucan endo-1,3-alpha-glucosidase activity. Lineage: Eukaryota; Fungi; Ascomycota; Eurotiomycetes; Eurotiales; Aspergillaceae. The transcript is spliced from 3 exons. Gene Ontology annotation, biological process: mating projection tip cell wall disassembly.
AUGGCCAACCCUAUCUGGCUGACCGUCCUGGUCUUAACCCUAGGCUUAACCCUACACGUCCAAGCCAAAGACGUCUUCGCCCACUUCAUACUAGACAACGGCGCCAACUUCACCCAAAAACACUGGAACCGAGACUUCACCGCCGCCAAAUCAGCCUCUAUCGACGCCUUCGCCCUCAACACCGGCUACGGACCCUCCAACACCUACGCCCUCCUCAACGACGCCUUCACCGUCGCCGCAACCCUCGACUUCAAACUCUUCCUCUCCCUCGACUACUCAGGCGACGGCCACUGGCCCCCCGACCAAGUCAUCAAAAUCCUCCAAAACUACACCUCCCACCCAGCGUACUACAAAAUCCCGGGAACCAAUAAAUCACUCAUUUCCACCUUCGAGGGCUAUGAAUCCCUCAACGACUGGACGAAUAUCAAACAGAAGGUACCGGAUUUGUUCCUCGUUCCGGAUUGGUCGGCCCAGUCGCCGGAAUCCCUAGUUAAGGAUAGUGUGGUGGAUGGAUUAUUGUCGUGGGAUGCGUGGCCGUAUGGUUCCGAUGCCAUGAAUACGUCGGCUGAUGAACGGUAUAUUUCCGCCCUGAAGCGCGCGGAUAAACCGUACAUUAUGCCCGUCUCGCCGUGGUUUUAUACCGAUAUGGUCCGGUAUCAUAAGAAUUGGGUAUGGCAGGGUGAUGACCUGUGGUCUGUGCGCUGGGAUCAGGUGUUGGAUUUGGAGCCGGAGUUUUUGGAGAUCCUCACGUGGAAUGAUUUCGGGGAGAGUCAUUAUAUUGGUCCUUUGCAUGAGAAUGAACUAGGGAUUUUUGAUUACGGACAGGCGCCGUUUAAUUAUGCGGCGGGGAUGGCGCAUGAUGGGUGGAGGGAUUUCUUGGAGUUUAGGAUCGGGGAGUAUAAGAAUGGGAGUGGGAAAGGGAGGAUUGGGAGUGAGGGCGUGGUGGUGUGGUAUCGGUUGACGCCGGGGUGGGCGUGUGAGGCGGGUCAGACGACGGGGAAUGCGGUUAGUCAGGGACAGAGGACGAUGCCUCCCGGGGAGGUGUUGACGGAUACGGUGUUUUUUGAGGCGUUGUUGGAGAGGGAUGCCACGGUGGAGGUUAGUAUUGGGGGGGGGAAUGCGUCGGUGGGGUGGAGUGGGACGCCGCAGGGGGGGAGGGGCGUUUAUUAUGGCCAUGUGCCCAUGGAUAAUCGGACGGGCGAGGUGGUGGUGACCCUGUCGAGGGAUGGGAGAUUUGUGGCUCAGAUGAAUGGGGAGAGUAUUACCACGAAGUGUCCGGAGAAGUUGACGAAUUGGAAUGCGUGGGUUGGGAGUGCGAUGGCGAAUGGGACGAAUGCUACGACGUCAAGGGCGUCGGUGGAGAAGUCAGGGGCUGUUGCAGUGUUGGUGUCGGGGGGGAGAAGGGGAGGUGUUCUAAAUACGGUAAUAUCUAAUAUAUUGGACUGGACUGAAUCAUGA